Messenger RNA from Exophiala bonariae, 1971 nucleotides. RefSeq lists its product as uncharacterized. The record is from RefSeq and is a predicted model, not a curated record. Lineage: Eukaryota; Fungi; Ascomycota; Eurotiomycetes; Chaetothyriales; Herpotrichiellaceae. Gene Ontology annotation, cellular component: chromatin. Gene Ontology annotation, molecular function: zinc ion binding; RNA polymerase II cis-regulatory region sequence-specific DNA binding; DNA-binding transcription factor activity, RNA polymerase II-specific. The transcript is spliced from 2 exons. Gene Ontology annotation, biological process: regulation of transcription by RNA polymerase II; DNA-templated transcription. The coding region runs from base 1 to 1971 and encodes 656 amino acids.
AUGAGGCACCCAGUCUCGGACCCUGCUGCCGACUUAGUUGACGAGAAUAACUUGCCCCGAGAGGAGUCUGGAGCUCAUCCUGAUGCAAGGUACAUAACUUCUUCCGCAGCGUUCGGGCUAGGCGGUAAUACAGACCAGCCUGAGGUCUAUACGUCUAUGGCUGGUGGCUAUGAUGAUCAAGACUUUGGUUUUGACUGGGGUCUUGCCUCAGAAGACAUUUUCACACUCUUGAGAUCAGAUCACGAAACCCUGAAUCUGGCUUUACCCAUAUCCACUUAUGCACAAGCUAUUCCGGAGGGACAGACAUGCUUGUCUACUGGUUCUAUCGAUGAAAGUAUGCCAACAAGUUCUGUCGAUGUCAGCAGGGAUGCAAUACACGCUUUAAGCCAGGUCAUCAAAGAGCUGCCAGGGAAGCUUGUUGCUGAACUCGAAAAUACUGACGUCGCCUCGUCUUUCUUUGACGAAUGCAUGGAAUUCUUUUUCACAAUAUUCCUGCCUACUUUCCCAAUCAUCCAUAGACCCACAUUCCACGCUCGUGACUGUGGGUCACCUUUACUUCUCAACAUGCUGGCGCUUGGGUCUUCCUUCAUUGACUCUAGUGAGGCUGGGGCGCGAAGUGAUAGCUCUCAAAUUGACCUGGGCACUCUGCAGGGCGAAUCCUUGUGGUCACUGGCGCAUGCUGUCGUUGCAACGUCCUGGCCAACCUUGAUGUCCCAUCGUGGACCGCAUGAUAACUGUGAUGGGGUACAGCUUGUUCAAACGGCUGCCCUUGGACAGCUAUACGCUAUCAUGUCAGGAACAUAUACUUUGCGCAUGACAAGUCAAGUGUUUCACGGUCUGGGCUUCUACUGGUCUCGUGAAUGCGGCAUGUUCGCGUCAAGCAUAGCAAGAAGAACUACAGUGCCAAGCAUAUCGGCACCCGAAACUGAAAAGGCCGAAGCGUGGAGAACAUGGGCAGUUUCAGAAGCUCAAUUACGAGCGCUCCUUACUCACUACAUCCUAGAUGGGCUAAUUGCACAGUUCUCUGGGAAUCCAACCUGUGUACGCCACGGUGCAAAUGCACUACCAAUGCCAGUCUCUGUUGAAGCCUUCGACGCUGCCACUCCAAACGACUGGAUCCAGGAGAUGGGAAAGGGCGAUCAUUUCGACAUGACUUUCCGGGACUUCAUCUACGCUCUUUUCCAGCCUAGUGAAGCUUGUCUUUCGAAACAGAUCCCAGAACUUGCCAUGCGUGUUGUUCUUGAAAGCCUACAAUCCAUGGUCUCGGAAGAGGCUGAUGCUGGUGGUCGCACGAUAGGCACACCAUCACGUCGUGAGAUCUGUAACGCCAUGCUUCGUCUAUACCGCUCCCAAAUUACAACAUCGCCAAACACAGCAGAACUGUUACUUCGCUGGCACUGCAUCUUUAUCAGUAUGACUGUGUCGAUACGGACGCUUUGCGACCUAAUAUGCGAUGCAUGCCAGGUUUCGGAGAAGAUAUUCCGCCAGCGUUCGACUCAGGCACGUCAACAUUACCACGACAUCAAGUCAUGGACAGCAACUUGUGAUGCACGGCGCGCUCUCCUUCAUGCAUUUGCCAUUCGCGAUCUUAUCCAAAAAUUACCUGUGGGCCGGUCACAUGUCAUACACCUACCUUACGCUAUUUUCAUGGCUGCAGCAAUUCAAGCAGCUUUUAUGGUCGAGAAUUUCCAAGUCAUCGCUGUUCCUGCUAUAAUUGAUUGGGAUAUUGUAUGGCAGGAUGGCAACGCAACAAGUGUCGGCGCCAGCCCUGUGAACGAUAUCAGCAGCCUUGAGACGCAGCAGUUCCUUCAGAAUACCUUUGCCCCAGUCAAUACUCGGAACCUCUCGCGGAAGAUGUCUUUGGAACUUCACAACUUGCGCAUGCAGCUCACGGGAAUUUCGUCACACUGGGGUCUUUCCCAUUUGUUUGGAAAGGUGCUGGAUCAAUGGCGUCAGAAACUUAGACCAUAA